AUGCCUCGAGGAAGAUCAGCCACCAGUGUCCACUCGGACAGCAGCGACAUGGAUAUUGAUGGCAUAGGUAUAGUAUGUGUUUUGUAUGACCAGCAAAAGGGUUAGCUAAUUAAUUCACCAACUAACUUUUUCUCAGAAAUGUAAACAUUUGCAUUUGGUGUACUGCGCUCCAGCUGAAACAGAGAUGGGCAAACUGCAGAGACAGUUCCGGAUCAUGGGGGGAGACCGGCUGGCCUACAGCAUCCAGUCUCAAGAUCACAUCCGCAGACAGCGGUGAGUCCACCGGUACACCACAAAUCACCAUCACAGUGUCUGUGUGUGAAACGCUGUAUGUAUGAAUGUCUAUGCUCGUUGUGAGUCUGUGUUUUUGUAUGUGUAUUAUGUAGGCAGGAGAUAGAGAAUCUUGAGAAGGAACAGGAGGAGCUACAGCGUAGUCUCUGUGUGUCUGAGAGCCUAUCCCGGCGGCAGCAGGACAGUGAGGACGCCCAGACCCUGCGCUCCAUGCUGGAACAGAGGGACGAGGUGGGGGACGAGGUGGAGAUGGAGAGGCAGAGUCAGGCAGAGCUGGAGCAGGAGGUACAGGAGGUUCACACACACACACACACACACACACACACACACACACACACAGCCACACACACAAAGCCACACACACACACACAGCCACACACACAGAACCUUCACCCCCUUAGUGAGUUGAAGAUGCCAUAUCUGUGUGCUGGAGCCAGAUCUCCAUCAUGGAGAGAAAGCUGGCGGAGCUGAGGAGAGGCGAGGUCACUGCUACUCUCAGCCAAAAGUCCCAGUCCCGCCACACUCAGAAGGCAUCACGCACCCUGGAGAACAAACUGGAUAGAGUAAGUAGCAUGUCUUGUCACACUCAGCCCAACACGGAAUUGAAUAGCACUGUUAAACACAGUACUUUAGUACAGCCUGCUGCCUAAUAUUGUCAAACACUGUCAAUGAUCCGUUCUCUGUUAGUCUCUUCACAUCACUGAGACCUGUCCACUAUUACUGUUGCAGGCCCUUAUUCGCUUCAACAAGCAGCUGACUAAAAACAGCCACCUGAGAGAAGACCUGGAGAGUCUGCGUGUGGAGCGGGUCCGUUUCCAGCAGCUCCACCGCAGACUGGACAAGGUCAGGGGUCACACUGAGACCAAUCAGAUCCAGGGACAGAGAGAGGUCACAUGACUCCUGUUAAACCCUGCCCCUUUUCUGCUUCCUGUUCUAGGAGCUGCAGGAGAUCCGGAAAGACAUCGGAGACAUGGUCAGUCUCUCCACUGCUGCAUACGAUGUCAGGUGAGAAAUGAGAGUUGAAUGUGUCUGGCCUGCUUGAUGUGUGUAAGAAUCCUUACUUACAUAUUUCAAGUGUAGGCUACUGUAUUUGUUGCAACCAGUUUGUGUGUGUGCGUAUAUCUAUGGGUUUGCACAUGUACUUAGGUUUCAUACUGUAUAUAUCCAUGGUUCCAUCUGCCUCUCUGUGCCAGGGUGGAGGCCCAGUCUAAGAUGAUCAUGAUGAGGGAGAAGGCAGUAAAGGACCUGUCUCAGUACAGCGCUGAGAUGAAGGAGCUGGAGAGGGUGAUCGCACACGAACGCCGCCUCAAAGAGUUCAUGACCACCAAGUGCAGUGAGAGGAGUGGCCAGGAUGAGGGGCAAGAACUGGGCCGCAGGCAUGGUAUGACUGAGCAUUAGAACACACGCAGUCAUGCACGCAUGCAUGCUUGUGAUGUUUCAUAUUGGAGUUUGCUAUAAAAUUGUAUUUGUCACAUGCGCCGAAUACAACAGGUAUUCACCUUACCGUGAAAUGCUUACUUACAAGCCCUUAAUCAACAAUGCAGUUUUAAGAAAAUAAAGUUAAGAAGAUAUUUACUAAAUAAAUAAAUAAAAAAUAAGUAACACAAUAAAAUAACAAUAAUGAGGCUAUAUACUGUACAGGGGACAGACAUGGCUUGAGAGUGAUAUGUGGCUUGAGAGCGAUAUGUGGCUUGAGAGCGAUAUGUGGCUUGAGAGUGAUAUGUGGCUUGAGAGUGAUAUGUGGCUUGAGAGCGAUAUGUGGCUUGAGAGCGAUAUGUGGCUUGAGAGCGAUAUGUGGCUUGAGAGCGAUAUGUGACUUGAGAGCGAUAUGUGGCUUGAGAGCGAUAUGUGGCUUGAGAGUGAUAUGUGACUUGAGAGUGAUAUGUGGCUUGAGAGUGAUAGGAAAAUACUAGAAUGAAAGUGAUGAUAAUGAUGAAAAAUAUGUUGCUGAUGAUGAUGAGGAUGAUGAUGAUGAUGAGGAGGAGGAGUAUAAUAAUGGCUGUGUGUUUCAGAGGUGAAGGAACAGAGGAGGAUGGACUCUGGGGAGGAGUCAGUGGACACACUGGAGGAAGUCUUCCAGAGGAUCCAGAAUAUCACAGGAGAGGACGACCUGGACAUGCUGGUCACCAGGUUUAUCCAGGGUCAGUCCUGACCUUCACACACACACAUAUUAAUAUGAUACAAACUCCAAACUCUGUCUGUUAUUACCUCUGUGUGCAGUUGAUAUGUGUUCAUGCACCUUUUGUGGUUUUAUUGCUGUGUAGUCGAAGAUCAGAACUUUGCCCUCUUCAACUAUGUGAAUGAGCAAAACAACGAGGCUGAAGCUUUGAGGGACCAAAUUAAUCAGGUCAGUAUGAAGUUGCUUACCUUGAAUGCACAGUUCAGUCCUCCAUGUAUUCUGACUGUGUGCACAUGCUGUGGGUUGACUCAUAACCCGUAGUCCCCAGGGUUAUAUCUGCGGGGCGGGUGGGUUUAGGGUCAUGAGAUAUUGUGUGGAUGUGUGGGGGUGGGUUGAAUAAAGAGAACAAUGCAUAAAAAAUCCAUAAAUGUAUAAUUCUCGUGCAAUUCAUAUCUAUAGGCUACAUUGAGGUUUUUCUUUCAUUCUUUUUAUUUGGCGUUUUGCGCAGCCUAAGCCUAAGCUUUAGGGCUAACUGUAGCGUGCCAAACACAUACCAAUCGCCAAAUGCUUUCGAGAACUUGGGCAGAAAAAAUUAACGUCUAUCCACUGAGGCAAAAAGGACAAUGUUGGAGUUUAAUUCAAUAAGAGAAAAGGUGCGAAAUGGAGAGAUGAAAAUAAAUAACAGGAAGGGAUUUGGUGAAGUGGUGAAGAGGAUGAUAGCAGUGCCGGUCCCUAAACGUCUUUGCUGCGCGAGAGAAGCAGAGUAGCAAAGAGGAAAGAGAAAAACAGACAUUACCAUGUCAACUAGAUUGAAGCAUUCAUUCUAUUGAUUUAUGACAUUAUUCUGGUGAGCAAGGGUUUAUUUAGUCUUCUACGGCAAAAAAUUAUGACAGAAGAGAAGCUGCAUCCCACUGGGCACACACUGGUUGAUUCAACGUUGUUUCCAAGUCAUCUCAAUGAAGUUACAUUGGACCAACGUCAAAAGACGUUGAAUUGACGUCGGUGCCCAGUGGGAUGUACAGUAUCUUAUUAUAGACAAGUUGAAUAUCAAAUAGCCUACCAAAAUUUCGGAAAUUAUAAGCAGAAACAUAGGCCUAUCUGAAAAGGCUUUUCACUUUAUCACAUAUAGUCAGGCGGCGGCGGAUGGGCUAUUAGCAAUUACGGGUGGGACCAGGUGAACAAACAGCUGACCCGCGCGCAUCACUAACGUGUGUGUGUCAGACCCAGAGGGAGAUGGAGCAGUUUAAUGUGACGGGGCAGCAGCAGGAGCAGGAACACCAUGCUUUGUUGAGAGACCUUGAUCAGCAGCAGAGAGACACAGAGUCUCAGGCACACGAGAAUGAAGUCCUGGCCAGCGCUGUGAGCAAGAUCCUGGACCAGAUAAAGACAGGUACUCUAAACCUCUCUCUCUGAUUCUCUCUGUCUCUCUCUCUCGCUCUCUCUCUGUGUGUGUCUCUCUCUCUCUGUGUGUGUCUCUCGCUCUCUCUCUGUGUGUUUCUCUCUCUCUGUGUCUCUCUGUCUCUCACUCUCUCUCACUCUCUGUUUCUCUCACUCUGUCUUUCUCUCUAUCACUCUUUCUCUCUCUCUCUCUCUUGCUCUCUCUCACACACACACACACACAUACGUACAGAGCUAAACAUACCUUGAUCACCUUUCAUACAUCACAUAUACAGUGACAUGUUAGAGUUACAUUGAGUAUACAAAACAUUAAGAACACGUGCUCUUUCCAUGACAUAGCUUGACCAGGUGAAAGCUAUGAUCCCUUAUUGAUGUCACUUAAAUCCACUUCAAAUCAGUGUAGAUGAAGAGGAGGUGACAGGUUAAAGAAGGAUUUUUAAGCCUUGAGACAAUUGAGACAUGGAUUGUGUAUGUGUGCCAUUCAGAGGGUGAAUGGGCAAGACAAAAUAUGUAAGUGCCUUUGAAUGGGGUAUGGUAGUACGUGCCAGGCACACCGGUUUGUGUCAAGAACUGCAACGCUGCUGGGGUUUUCACGCUCAACAGUUUCCCGUGUGUAUCAAGGAUGGUCCACCACCCAAAGGACAUCCAGCCAACUUGACACAACCCUGGGAAGCAUUGGAGUCAACAUGGGUCAGCAUCCCAGAGGAACACUUUUCGACACCUUGUAGAGUCCAUGCCCCGACGAAUUGAGGCUGUUCUGAGGGCAAAAGGGGGAGUGCAACUCAAUAUUAGGAAGCUGUUCCUAAUGUUUGGUAUAGUCAGUGUAUAAUGAAAGGAAAAAUUGGCCUUCAUACUGAAGUCAUGAUGUUCAUAGUUUGCCUGACUGUUAGUGUUUGUGAUGGGGUAGGAGUGAACAGUGUGUUCCAUAAGAUGGACUGUGAUCGCUCGCUGGUAGAGGACUUGCUGGGCUCGUCCUCUGGCAUACGGGAGAACAACAUCAUGACCUACCUGGGUCUGGUGGAGCAGAGGACCAACCAGCUGCUCACCAUGCAGGCCUUCCUCAGCUCCAGGGUAAGUAACAUGCACACCCAGAAUCACUCCUAUUGGCCCAUAUCCGUCCAGCCUGGUCCCAGAUCUGUUGUGCUGUCUUGCCAAUUCAAGCCAAUGACCAUAGUAGUUGGCAAGACAGCACAAACAGAUCUGGGACCAGUCUACUAUCUGUCUGUAUGUACACACACAUCAUAGACUGUACUAUGUAUGUAACCCUCUCUCUGUUUCUUCUCACAGGAUCUUGAUAAGGAGUAUGACCCAAAAGACCUGGCCCGAUUUCUACUGGGUCAGAACCCUGAGGUUCCCAGACAAAAUAUCAUCAUACAGCCUCCAGUCACUGGGUUGGUACUUUUGUGUUAUGAUUUUAGCUUAUUUACUCUGUGUGGCUAUGUGUCUUACCUGGUGUGUGUGAUUAUGUUCCUCAGAGAUGACUAUGACACAGAGGAGUCUCCUCUCACUGAUGAGGAAGAGCGGCCUCUCUCCCAGGGAGAACUACGAAAGAGAAUCAUGAAAGGGGUGAGCUAUGACAAAUAUUCACUUACAGCUUAAUACACAGACUUCCCUUAAAUAUCCUUGUACAAUAAGAUGUUUGUGGUGUGAAACAUUUGAUCUUUAAUUGUAUUUUCUUUCACCUUGAUCACCUACGUAACUAAUAAGGCUGUCAGUGAAGUUGAAACCAUUGUGACGUAAUGCACUGUACUUUCAAUAUGAAUGCUUUCGCCUAUGUGCCUGUUAUAUGUACAUUUUCCACAGGUCUUGCUAAAGGAGGGAUCAAUGCGUCACGCAGCAGCGAGGAGAAAGAUGAGUGUUCCAUCCAACAGCCGUCGGCGCUCCCUAGAGGCCUGAGAGGAGCGGCACACACAGAGAUAGCCAUGUCCAGACGGUUUUGUCUAGAAGAGAUACAGCUUGGUCAAAAUUUACGCAGCAGUUUAGGAUAAUUAACGUAGCAGGUUAGGAGAACUUACGCAGCAGCUUAGGAGAAUUAACAUAGCAGGUUAGGAGAAUUAGGUUAAGGUUAGGAUAACGGUUAGGAUUAGCUAAAAUGCCAAAAUAAUAUAUACUUUUGACGUCAAUUUGACAAAAUCUAUAUCCCAUCUAGACCUUUCUAGCCGCCCCCACCAGGUGAAGGACCUCAUCCAAGGAAGAAUAGCAGAUUUUGUUAUCUAGUGUUAUCACCUGAAUUUCAACCAUGAUCAAAUGACCAAAUGUCACCAUUUUAGUUCUGAUUUAAUAUAUGAUAGAUAGUAUUACUUGUACUUCUAUAUCUCCUUUUUAAUAAUAUGAUGCUGCAUCAUCAUGGUCUGUUACAAUAUAAGUGCGAUUUGUUUAGCUUGAACUAAUUAGGUUAGGAGAUGUAAAGACUUCUCUCAGUCUCGCAGCCAGCUGGUCUUUUGAUGUGUCACAGGCCAUCUGGCUUUGACUAUUCAAGUCUGGUCUCAAUACACCCCCUGCUGCCCUGCUCUCUGAUACUGAAGUGCUCCAACUGAACACAAGGGGGCAGCAGACCACUGUUUUUCCAAUCAUUGUAGGUUAAUUGAAACUUUGAUCAUCAAUAUUUGUAGGAUAUGUUUUCUCUCUUUUUCAAAUAGAUAAGGAACUACAUAAAUUAUAACAUUUUACUGUGGUCCAAAGAUAAAAUUCCAAACACUUUGUUUGAAUCUUUCUAUUUAAACACCAUGUAGUCUCCUCUGCAGCCACUUCCUCCAUACAAUAGGAACAUUAGGAAAGGAAUAGAUGUAUUUUAAGAAACUUUUUGUCUGAGUUUAUCCAACAUAAUCAACAUUCAACAAAGAGUGUUACUUUAGUUAGGCUAGCUUUGAAAGGUCUCCAUGGAAUGGUCACACGUGGAUUACACACACUUACACAUGACUUAUACACGUCUUUCUACUUUUAGGGACAUCCUUGUAUAAAUGAACAUGGGGAGGAGACAUGUUAGGUCAAUGUAUAGAAGGUUUACAUAAAGACAGAUCUGACAUAUAUGUCUGUCACUGGAGGAGGUGUGGUUGCAUGUGCAUGAUUCACUCCGAAGCUCCACUGUGUGGCUAUGUAAACAGAUUAUACAUGUUAAAAGAGGAGCUAUGAAAACAGAUUAUAAAGGUUAAAAGAGGAGCUAUGAAAACAGAUUAUAAAGGUUAAAAGAGGAGCUAUGAAAAAAAAGGGAGGGAAGAGAUGAGAUGGAGACGGUUGUUUGCUUUGAAACCCAACUCUUACUGAGCCCCCUCCACUCCCAACUAAAUUAUCUGUGCGCAUGGCUCGCUUCAUUGCCAUAGAAACCUUCCCUUUAAUCACAACAACCUAAUUUCCUCCUCCUGACAAAUGCUCCAGAAGGGUAUCCUACAAAGCAGGUUUAAUGACUUAGCCAACAAACUCUAAUAAACAACUACAAAUAACUAUAGAUUGUCUAGUUCAAUAAGAAAGCUACACUUGGAUAUGUGGUUUUGGUUGUUGAGUCAAUUAGACCAUGCCCAUUUCAAGGUUAUCUUUUUUUUUUAAUAUAAUGUUUUUUUCAAAAUAUUUCAGCAAGUUAGCUGGCUAACUCAUUGAUUCUGCUUUGUAGUAUACCCAUCUGAUCUCCCUGGGACACCACCUGCACCAGCCAGUCACCAGCCCAAUCCCAAGGGGCUGGUGACCCCUACGCCCUAGCUACCAGCAGUCCACCACCACACUCCCUACGUCCUACCUACCAGCAGGCCACCACCACACUUCCUACGCCCUACCUACCAGCAGGCCACCACCACACUCCCUACGCCUUUCCUACCAGCAGGCCACCACCACACUCCCUACACCCUAGCUACCAGCAGGCCACCACUACACUCCCUACGCCCUAGCUACCAGCAGGCCACCACCACACUCCCUACGCCCUAGCUACCAGCAGGCCACCACCACAUUCCCUACGCCCUAGCUACCAGCAGGCCACCACCACACUCUCUACGCCCUAGCUACCAGCAGGCCACCACCACACUCCCUACGCCCUAGCUACCUGCAGGCCACCACCACACUCCCUACGCCCUACCUACCAGCAGGCCCCCACCACGCUCCCUACGCCCUACCUACCAGCAGGCCACCACCACGCUCCCUACGCCCUACCUACCAGCAGGCCACCACCACGCUCCUUACGCCCUACCUAACAGCAGGCCACCGCCACGCUCCCUACGCCCUACCUACUAGCAGGCCACCACCACACUUCCUACGCCCUAGCUACCAGCAGGCCACCACCACACUCCCUACGCCCUAGCUACCAGCAGGCCACCACCACGCUCCCUACGCUCUAGCUACCAGCAGGCCACCACCACACCCCCUUCGCCCUACCUACCAGCAGGCCAACACAACACUCCUUACGCCCUACCUACCAGCAGGCCACCACCACACUCCCUACGCCCUACCUACCAGUAGGCCACCACCACACUCCCUACGCCCUACCUACUAGCAGGCCACCACCACACUUCCUAGGCCCUAGCUACCAGCAGGCCACCACCACGCUCCCUAUGCCCUAGCUACCAGCAGGCCACCACCACGCUCCCUACGCCCUAGAUAACAACAGGCCACCACCACGCUCCCUACGCCCUAGCUACCAGCAGGCCACCACAACGCUCCUUACGCCCUAGCUUCCAGCAGGCCACCACAACGCUCCCUACACCCUAGCUUCCAGCAGGCCACCACCACACUCCCUACGCCCUAGCUACCAGCAGGCCACCACCACACUCCCUACGCCCUAGCUAUCAGCAAGCCACCACCACACUCCCUACGCCCUAGCUACCAGCAGGCCACCACCACACUCCCUACGCCCUAGCUACCAGCAGGCCACCACCACACUCCCUACGCCCUACCUACCAGCAGGCCACCACCACACACCCUACGCCCUAGCUACCAGCAGGCCACCACCACACUCCCUACGCCCUAGCUACCAACAGGCCACCACCACAAUCCCUAUGCCCUAGCUACCAGCAGGCCACCACCACACCCCAUACGCCCUAGCUAACAGCAGGCCACCACCACACUCCCUACGCCCUACCUACCAGCAGGCCACCACCACACUCCCUACGCCCUAGCUACCAGCAGGCCACCACCACACUCCCUACGCCCUAGCUAUCAGCAAGCCACCACCACACUCCCUACGCCCUAGCUACCAGCAGGCCACCACCACACUCCCUACGCCCUAGCUACCAGCAGGCCACCACCACACUCCCUACGCCCUACCUACCAGCAGGCCACCACCACACACCCUACGCCCUAGCUACCAGCAGGCCACCACCACACUCCCCUACGCCCUAGCUACCAACAGGCCACCACCACAAUCCCUAUGCCCUAGCUACCAGCAGGCCACCACCACACCCCAUACGCCCUAGCUAACAGCAGGCCACCACCACACUCCCUACGCCCUACCUACCAGCAGGCCACCACCACACUCCCUACGCCCUAGCUACCAGCAGGCCACCACCACACUCCCUACGCCCUAGCUACCAGCAGGCCACCACCACACUCCCUACGCCCUAGCUACCAGCAGGCCACCACCACACUCCCUACGCCCUACCUAACAGCAGGCCACCACCACACUCCCUACGCUCUAGCUACCAGCAGGCCACCACCACACUCCCUACGCCCUAGCUACCAGCAGGCCACCACCACACUCCCUACGCCCUAGCUACCAGCAGGCCACCACAACACCCUACGCCCUAGCUACCAGCAGGCCACCACCACACUCCCUACGCCAGCACACAGCAACCACAGCCCCUACCCUCCCAGGCGCCUACUACCACCAGCCCACACCAGCAGGCCACCACCCCUACUACCACGCCACCACCACAUCCCUACGCACCUACCUACCACGCUGCACCACAGCACCACACUCCCCAGCCCUACUACCAGCAGGCCACCACCACACUCCCUACGCCCUAGCUACCGACCACAGCCACACCCACCCUACUCCUACGCCCUACCUACACCAGGCCCACCACCACACCACCUACGCCCUCCAGCUACAGCAGGCACCACCACACACUCCCUACCGCCCUACCUACCAGCAGGCCACCACACACUCCUACGCCCUACUAACAGCCACACCACUCCCUACGCCCUACUACCACAGCCACCCACCACCUCUACCUACAGUAGCCACCACAGCCACCUACGCCCUCCCUACUCGCACCACCACACACUCCCACGCCACUACCAGCAGCCACCACCACACUCCCUAUCCCUAG
This is a messenger RNA of Coregonus sp. 'balchen', 10059 nucleotides long. NCBI's taxonomy places the organism in Eukaryota, Metazoa, Chordata, Actinopteri, Salmoniformes, Salmonidae. The record is from the annotation of a GenBank genome assembly.